GAGGUGGUAUUCAAUUUCACAGUUAAGUCUCAGUGGAAAUAAACUGAGAGAAAAGGGGGGAAAACAAACCCAACAGGAUUUAAAAAAUAUGUUUAGGUCAAUGCGGUGAAGACACAUCAAAACUGAUGCUAGACCAGCACAAGCUCAGAUCUUGUGCAGAAAUAUGACUACCGUGACCUGCAACACAGUUUGUCAGACAUCUGUUUAUACAUUUUUUUUAAUACUAACUAGUUACCUGCUUUGUAUUUAAAAUAGUUCAGGACAAAGAUAAGAGUAAAUUAUGUUAGCAACUAGCUUAUCACUCUGCUUAUGUGCUUUGUUUUUUCCCUUUUAUCAGAAUAAUCCAUGAGUAAGCUCUAAGACAAUGUUUAUUUGCUGCAAUAGGUUUAAAACUUAAACUAACCCCUACCUUAUUAGAUUCAAAAUUUGAAAGUGUUAAUCUAAACCAAGAAAUAUGUUAACAUUCAUAAUGAAUGCUAACAGUCACUAGCUACAUGCAAUUUACUUUUAAGUCUUCUGUGGGACAAAUGGUAGUUCAGGGUGCAUGCAAAUGCUUAGUCCUAACCUAAAGAAUAUUUUAAAAUGCAUUUGCUCUCUUCAGUCUGUGUGUUAACAUGCCAUUUGCAAUACUUAUGUACCAGUAAUAAAGAUGUGAUUCUUAUUUUCUGAACGGAACUAAUACAGUAUUUUGAUGUAUCACAGGUAAAUUUUUCCAUAACCUUAUGGAGAAAAAGGACUUUGAAGCAUGGCUUGAUAACAUUUCUAUUGCAUUUCUUUCUCUGACGGACUUGCAGAAAAAUGAAACUCUGGAUCACCUGAUUAGCUUGAGUGGAGCAGUCCAGCUCAGGCACCUCUCCAAUAAUCUAGAGAUUCUCCUCAAGAGGGACUUCCUCAAACUUCUUCCAUUGGAACUUAGUUUUUAUCUGUUAAAAUGGCUUGAUCCGCAGACCUUACUCACAUGUUGCCUCGUCUCUAAGCAGUGGAACAAGGUUAUAAGUGCCUGUACAGAGGUGUGGCAGACUGCAUGUAAGAAUUUGGGUUGGCAGAUAGAUGACUCUGUUCAGGAUCCUCUACACUGGAAGAAGGUUUACCUAAAAGCUAUUUUAAGGAUGAAGCAACUGAAGGACCACGAAGCUUUUGAGACAUCCUCUUUAAUUGGACACAGUGCCAGAGUAUAUGCACUUUACUAUAAAGAUGGACUUCUGUGUACAGGAUCAGAUGACUUGUCUGCAAAACUGUGGGAUGUAAGCACAGGUCAGUGCAUAUAUGGUAUCCAGACACACACUUGUGCUGCAGUGAAGUUUGAUGAACAAAAGCUUGUAACAGGAUCUUUUGAUAACACAGUAGCCUGUUGGGAAUGGAGCUCUGGAGCAAAGACACAGCAUUUUAGAGGACAUACUGGUGCAGUUUUUAGUGUGGAUUACAAUGAUGAACUUGAUAUUCUGGUCAGUGGCUCUGCAGACUUCACUGUGAAAGUAUGGGCCUUAUCAACAGGAACAUGCCUGAAUACCCUUACUGGACACACAGAAUGGGUCACUAAGGUUGUUUUGCAGAAGUGCAAAGUUAAAUCUCUUAUGCAUAGUCCCGGGGAUUAUAUUCUCCUAAGUGCAGAUAAGUAUGAAAUCAAGAUUUGGCCUAUUGGAAGGGAAAUAAACUGCAAGUGCUUAAGAACACUGUCUGUUUCUGAAGACCGCAGCAUCUCCCUACAGCCCAGACUGCACUUUGAUGGUAAAUACAUAGUGUGCAGUUCAGCACUAGGAUUAUACCAGUGGGACUUUGCCAGCUAUGAUAUUCUCAGGGUUAUCAAACCUCCAGACUUCUCAAAUGUGUCCUUGCUGGGCUUUGGAGAGAUAUUUGCUCUACUGUUUGACAACAGAUACCUGUAUAUAAUGGACUUGAGGACAGAAAAACUAAUAAGCCGCUGGCCUUUACCAGAAUAUAGAAAGUCAAAGAGAGGUUCAAGCUUUUUGGCUGGUGAAAUAUCUUGGUUAAAUGGACUAAAUGGCCAAAAUGAUACGGGCUUGGUUUUUGCCACCAGUAUGCCAGACCAUAGUAUCCAUUUGGUGUUAUGGAAAGAACAUGGCUGAAAAGAUCACACGUAGAGAAUCUUCAGGAAUAUGCGGCCUAUCAGCAGUGUGUCCAUAAAACGAGACUUUGCAUGAACCAAAGCUGCACACCCAAUGGUAUCAUCAUGCAAUGCACAAUCAUUUACUUUUAUUUCAGCAUUUGGGAAUGGGUUGUUUUGGACAUAGUGCAAUGCAGCAUGCUAACAGUAUUCACCACAAAUUUUUGUCUAUAUUCAUGUUUAAAUAUACCUAUUUGGGCUCUGAAGUAUAGCUUGUAAUGUUUAAACCAUUCAAAUCUGCUGUCAAGUCUGAAAUUAAGUUGUGCUUGACCUGA
Cinclus cinclus is the source of this 2400-nucleotide messenger RNA. RefSeq names its product F-box and WD repeat domain containing 2 (gene FBXW2). NCBI's taxonomy places the organism in Eukaryota, Metazoa, Chordata, Aves, Passeriformes, Cinclidae. The coding region runs from base 723 to 2087 and encodes 454 amino acids. The record is from RefSeq and is a predicted model, not a curated record. Gene Ontology annotation, molecular function: protein binding. The transcript has 6 exons.